CUACUUGAUGCGCUCCUGACGGAACUAAAUGGAGGAAGGUCUCCAGGUAGGCCAGUACCGCUAACCCGGCGCCUUCUCGUCCCAUUUCUGUUGCUUGUCACCGCUGUGAGACCGAGAAACCAGGGGCAGGGCCACAUUCUCUCGACAAAACCCGGAGCACUCUCAAAUUUCAUCAAUUCAACGGCCUUGAGAUGUCACAGCACGGUCACCCUGGCGAAGCUCUUGAGACCACUUUGGGCGACCCCGCAGUCAAGCAGUCGCAAGGCAGUGACUCUGUAGAGCGUGGAACACAAUUGGAGGAGUCUACUGUGGAAGUUGCAGCCAACUAUCCGCAGGCCGAUGACUCUGUCGAAACUCGGACACUAUUAGAGCAGUCUGCUGUGGAGGUCGCAGCCUCACUUGAACCCCAACCCGAUGGCACACCUUCCGAGAAUCCUGAUCAUGCAGGAGAGCACCGUCGAGAGCCAAGCACGACGAGUCUUGUGUCGACCGAACUCCCUAAGAGAACGCGGCUGAGUUUUGCGCUCUCCAAGACCGGGUGGGAUAUUGCGCUUGUGACUCUCACCACGGGCGUGUUUGUGGUUACGGCGUGGUUUGCCCAGGCUACCUUCUCCGUCUCCUCGGUGAGCAACUUGAAUUCAAGCUUAGCAAGAAUGCUGGACGUCAAUAUUUCUUCCACCUUGACUAUCCUGAGAUCGCUCCAAGCGGUGCUGUCCGUCUUAGCGACCUCGAUCCUGCUGAAAUCUUUUGAGAUGGUGCAGUGGGCUCUAGCUGCCCGAGAGGAUGGCGUCGGAUCGCUCUGCUUGCUAGGUCUGUCGCCGACGUCCAGCAUUCUCGGGACGCUGCAAUUAGUCUGCAGCAGAAGGGCAAGAUGGAUGGAUCGAGCGGCCGCUUCCGCACGCGUUAUCCUGCUCGCAGCGAUAUGGAUCUCGGGAGUGGUGCUCUUCGCAAGAACUCGGUUGGUGGUGGAGUACGAGUCUGUGAAAACGUACAAUGUCACUGCCGGCGUGGGCGAGUUCAACGGCUCGUAUAUACCCGAGUACCUGCAGCAGUUCCAGGACACCAACGCCGGGUAUAACUAUUCAGUCCUGCCCUACUCCACCGUCGUCACGGCGUCCAACCUAGUUGUCAAUCCCAUGCAUUCCACAGCCAUCGACCCGGUGAUCUGUGCCAGUGGCAGAGUCUGCCACGGAUACCUCAUGUCCGGCGGUUUGAUCAUGACGACUCCGUGGCCGCCAACCGACUACCCUUCAUAUCCGGUAGUGACCAUCCGGGAUGCGCCUUCCACGCAGAUCGACUUCGUGCGAGGCAUCCAUAACGACACCUUUGUCGACUCGGAGGACUGUCUUGUCUUUGGUGCCGACGGGUUCCUGAUCGGGAUCAAGUUCUGUCUGGCGCGGAGUCAAUCGGCCCCAGGCUCCCUGUUCGCAGGCGUCUUUGUGUGCACCGAAGGGAAGCAUGGGGACGAAUGCUGGACAAACACCAAGCCUGCCGAGGUCACCACUACGUUCUCGGUAUACCGCAGGCACGCGUUGAUAGUCGCCGCCAGGUCAAACUUUUCAAUCCUCUCAGUCGAUAACGUAGACGUGCCCGUACAAGUUACAAACCUCGACAUCGAAGGCCUGAAAGAGGCCUACACCUGGAUGUUCAACUUCAGCGCGGCGGGAAUUCCAGCCCCGUCUUCGAUCGCCCAGUACUUCUGGACCGUACAGGAUCAGCUGGAGAACGCGUAUUGGUCCAUCGAGCCGUACCAGAUUUUUCAGAGCAUCCUGGCUUUCCCGCUGUGGCAGUUCAACCCGAAUAACUUUGGCAACGUGCAAUUGGACGCGCAGAACAUCGUAGCCGGCCUCCCAGAAGAUUUCUACACUACUGCGUCAAUUGGUGAUCCGUAUGAUAAAAUCGUGGUGGACCGGUGCGUUAGUGAUGAUCUCCCCCUGCAACUGUUUGCUAACCGCCCUGGCAGCCCGAUGUUCAUCUUGUUUUGUACGCUGCAGUCAAUCGUGCUGGGGUUGGCUUGGACUGUUCUGAUCUGGGCGUGGAUGACAAAUCCUGAUCUUCCAGAGAUAUCCUCCUACCCGCUGGUCGACUUUGCGAUGAAGACUCGUCUCGUGGACGCAUCCCUGCCGGCGACCAACUCCCACGCCGGCCGCGAUAUGGAUGACGGGCUAGCCGCAGCGGCGGGUGACAAGCUGAUUAGAAAAUACCUGCAGAACAUUAGGGUCGUGAUCAGGUCGAAGCUCGAACUUCGCCCAGCCAAGGUACCGAAGAUGGCGUCAGAGGAGACCGUCGCGACCUAAGAAGAAAGAGAAGACGUGGUGUCAAAAGGGCAUUAGAUCUUUCCGCCCAGACGAAAGGCAGUAUGAUGGAGAAUCGCAGAACGAAUUCCAAAAUGCACAGCGACGAAUCUUGACCUCUCCAGCGUCCAUUUCCGUUUCCACGCCUGAACAUCCCGCCGUUUGAC
Molecule: messenger RNA, 2461 nt
Organism: Cladophialophora immunda
Lineage: Eukaryota; Fungi; Ascomycota; Eurotiomycetes; Chaetothyriales; Herpotrichiellaceae
Exons: 3
Coding region: 192-2297 (701 amino acids)
Source: RefSeq, a predicted model, not a curated record